AUGGCAUUUUUCAAAAUUGAAGAGCCCAUGCCUGCAGAAAGCAAAAUUUUCCCAUUAGUUCGAUCCGAAGAGGCAGCGUUUCUUCACUUUCGAGGGCGUUCCGUGAUGAGCACUUUUGCCGGGCCGCUGCCUGACAUUCCUGGUGUUCGCAUCGAUCAGUUUCUUUGCGAUGUCUCGCACGAAUCUUGUCGUCAUUUCUUCCUCUCGCAUAUUCACUCGGGUGAGUCAUUUUUACCGUAUCGUGCAUCGCGUAAUCUCUGGAGG
Molecule: messenger RNA, 264 nt
Organism: Notodromas monacha
Lineage: Eukaryota; Metazoa; Arthropoda; Ostracoda; Podocopida; Cyprididae
Source: the annotation of a GenBank genome assembly